CAAGGCAAGUGGAGCAGAAAAUGAAAAUAGUCAGACAAAACCUGCAACUAUGACUGCCACUGAAUUAGUAGAUCCCGAAAGUUCGAACAAAGCAACCCUCAACAAUUUGCACUUCACCGAAUCAAGGACGAUUGAGUUGCUUUCUGCUCCUAAAAGGCCAGAAUUUCGAGCAACUGUAUUACAAGUGGCUGAUCCUGACCUCAUUGACUAUUGCGUUCUAGAUUAUCCUCAGGAAUAUCCCAACUCAGUUCAGCUUCAGUACCUUACAGAGGUACAACAUUUUCAAAACGAUAUCUUUCAAAAGAAAUUUGCUUGGCAAAAUUAUCGCAAAAUCAUCCAAAAAGAAGUCACUCCCAAAAUGGAUAUUGAAAAACAAACUCUUAAGGAAACGAAAUUUCAGCAACCAAUUAGACCAACACAUUUCAAAAUUCAGCCACUCCCGUAUUAUAGUUCAUCAUACAAAUUCAAUUUUGGCACAAUUUCUCUGGGACAACAAGUGAACUGGACGUUUGACAUAUUUUACCAUGGCCCAGGGAAAGCAAAUUUUUCAAUACGGUCAUUGAUUGUCAUUCCAGGGAUGAAAAUAACGUUUUUGGAGCCGAGUUUUGAUUGUGAUGGAGUUCACGGUGAUUACAAAUUCACGAUAUACAACAACGACCUCAACCCAAAGGAGAAUUACAAAUAUCGCAGCAUUAAUAGCCGAAGUUCUGAAGAGAUUCAAAGCAUUCGAAAUGAUUGUGGGGAUUGCCAGGGAAAGGCUUUAUGUCACGCUCAUUCGUAUGACUUCGAUCCUUACUUAAUUCAUACGCGAGAAACCAAUGCUCUCAAUCGACGCGCUAUCAAUGAAUUCUAUUCUUGGUGGAAUAAUCCUAAUCGAGAGGUUAAGGACCCGAAUAUUCACUGCGAACUUUUCCAGGAACGAUUGGGAAAAACAGCGUAUAAAAUUUUCAAAUUUAAUAUAGACUUCAAGCCAACCUCAAACUUUUAUAACGAUCCAACGUUUUUUGAAGAUUUCAUUUAUAUCGAUAUUCACUUGGGUCCUACAGUGCCAAUUCUGCUUCAAGGCACUAUAUCUUCAGCCAAAACAAGUGGUUCUGAAUCAAUGAAUGAAGAAUGAAACCGCUUAUCUAUACCGUACAUCAUUAAAAUUAUUUACUACUUAUUGUUUGAGAAUACACUUUAAUUAUUUUAUAACAAAUUGCUACAAUUCGCCACCUUAUAAAUAAAUUGUGAUUUAAUAAAGGAAACCAUUAAUCA
Molecule: messenger RNA, 1257 nt
Organism: Hermetia illucens (black soldier fly)
Lineage: Eukaryota; Metazoa; Arthropoda; Insecta; Diptera; Stratiomyidae
Exons: 3
Coding region: 50-1117 (355 amino acids)
Source: RefSeq, a predicted model, not a curated record